AUGGGCAAGAAAAACAAGAAGACCGCCGAGCACAAAGAGCGUGUCGCGGCCAAGCAGUCCAAGAAGACCGCGCAGAAGGAAAAACGCACCAAGACCAAGGGCAAAGAUGCAGACAGCGACGUCGAAGAUGCGGACCUGGACGCCAUUCUUGCCCAGUACGCCGAAGAGCAGACCAAAUUCUUGAAGGUCACCGAGGUGGUCUCGGAGCCACCAAAGCCGCGGUCAUCGGCGGCGGUGCUGGCGUCUCCAUCAAACCGGAAUGAGCUGCUGCUCUUUGGAGGCGAGUACUUUGACGGGACUCAUGCUACGUUUUUCAAUAACCUCUUUGUCUACCUGAUUGAUCGGGGUGAGUGGAGGGAGGUGACUAGCCCUAACAGUCCACUUCCUCGAAGUGGUCAUGCCUGGUGCCGGGGUGGGAAUACCGGUGGUAUAUACUUGUUCGGAGGGGAGUUUUCAUCGCCGAAACAAGGCACCUUCUAUCACUACAAUGACUUCUGGCACUUGGAUCCGGCCACCAGAGAGUGGACUCGCCUUGAGACCAAAGGAAAGGGACCACCCGCUAGAAGUGGCCAUCGAAUGACUUAUUACAAGAAUUACAUUAUCUUGUUUGGUGGUUUCCAAGAUACCUCGCAACAGACCAAGUACCUACAGGACUUGUGGAUCUACGAUUGCCAGAGAUACACCUGGUUCAACCCGACGUUGACUAUUGCAUCACAAAAGCCGGAUCCGCGCUCGUCAUUCAGUCUGCUGCCCCAUGAGACGGGUGCCGUUUUGUAUGGCGGAUAUUCGCGAGUCAAGGCCUCCGUCAGCGUAGGGGGCAAGCAGGUGAAGGGUGGUCCUCAAAAAAUGACCCUCCGACCCAUGGUCCACCAAGAUACUUGGUUUCUCAGAAUUACCCCACCUGAAUCUGAUGCAGCGGCUUCAGCGGGCCCUGCCGUCCGCUGGGAGCGAAGAAAGAAGCCCGCCAAUACGCCCAACCCGGCGCGUGCUGGCACUACCAUGGCGUACCACAAAGGACGAGGGAUUAUGUUCGGUGGUGUUCACGAUGUGGAGCUGAGCGAAGAGGGAAUUGAUAGCGAGUUCUUCGACACUCUCUUUGCCUGGAACACCGACAGGAACCGCUUUUUCCCCUUGAGUUUGCGCCGGCCCCGUGCGCCGGGCAAGAAACAGCAGGCAAACCAGGCCAUGAAGUCUCGCGACCGAACCAAGGCGGAUGAGGAGGAGCUGCUGAAUAAUCUGAAGGCUCUGGAAGCCAAGGGUGGAAUCUGCGGCGAUGAUGAAGACGAGGACCUGCAAUCAAGCACGCCACAAGUCGAGGAGCCUGUGGAGCCCACUAAACCGGCUGUGGUUCGCUUUGAGAUGCCCCAUAGGCGGUUUAAUGCCCAACUCGCGGUGCAGGAUGACACGCUUUUCGUCUAUGGUGGCACGUUCGAGAAGGGAGACCGAGAAUUCACCUUCGACGACAUGUACUCCAUUGAUCUGGUCAAACUCGACGGCGUCAAGGAGAUUUUCUAUAGGGAGCCCGAGAACUGGAAUCUUAUGAUGGAGGAUGAAGACAGUGAUGAAGAGAUGGAGGACGACGAAGAAGGAAUGGAGGACGAUGAAGAAGAAGAAGAUGCUAUGUCUCUUGACACCUCUUCACCUGCUCCAACAGAUAUGACGGUGCCGUCGGUGACCAAGGAGAUGGAGCAACUUGAGGUAGAGGAGCAAGAGACAGAACCUGUGGAUGACAGCAAACCUCUCCCACGUCCAUUUGAGAGCCUUCGGGAAUUCUUCACUCGUACUUCGGAAGAGUGGCAGAAGGUCUUGAUUGACACCAUGAGACAGAGAGAGCAGUCCGCCGAAAAGACGAUCAAGGAAUUGCGAAAGGCAGCCUUUGACAUGGCGGAAGAAAAGUGGUGGGACAGCCGCGAGGAGAUCAUGGCCCUCGAGGACGAACAAGAAGCCGCGGGCAUUGGAGAGGUCGUCAGCAUGGCAGACCGAGCUGAGAAUGUGGGAGGAGCUGGCCGUCGCCGAUGA
Penicillium alfredii is the source of this 2019-nucleotide messenger RNA. Its product is annotated as putative Kelch repeats protein. The transcript has 3 exons. Gene Ontology annotation, molecular function: protein binding. The record is from RefSeq and is a predicted model, not a curated record. NCBI's taxonomy places the organism in Eukaryota, Fungi, Ascomycota, Eurotiomycetes, Eurotiales, Aspergillaceae. Bases 1 to 2019 code for a protein of 672 amino acids.